Molecule: messenger RNA, 1770 nt
Organism: Procambarus clarkii (red swamp crayfish)
Lineage: Eukaryota; Metazoa; Arthropoda; Malacostraca; Decapoda; Cambaridae
Product: general transcription factor 3C polypeptide 6
Biological process (GO): transcription by RNA polymerase III
Cellular component (GO): transcription factor TFIIIC complex
Source: RefSeq, a predicted model, not a curated record
AUAUGGCGGAGUCUGACAGUGAAUAUGAAGAAGAGGAAACCCUAGUCAUGGUAGAGUUACAUGGGGUCAUUGACUCAGAGAUUUUUGCACAAGAUUCUUUUGAUAAGUUCAAGAUACUGUCCAUAGACUCUGAACACCCCAUUUUGCAGGUUGAAAAUUUUGUGUUCACGGGUGACUAUGAACACACAAUGGGUACAGCAGUUUUCUUUGAAGAGGAAGAUAAAAGGGUUAAGAAAUGUGAUCCUGUAUUUUGUAAGAAGCCGUCGAGAAUGCUCAAAUAUGUUUGCAAGACUAGCAAGAAGCUCACAAUGAAGCGAGUGUUUAUAUCGGAGAAGCUAGCUGAAGAUGAAGAUAACAGAAGCUUGAAGAUGGAACACUCUGAGGAUGGUGACCCGCUUGCUACAGGAUGCAGCUUAAAUGUGAGCGAUGUUGUGUCGACUGAUGAAGCAGAAGAGGCUCAUCUAAAUGAGGAUGACUGUGUGAGUGACCCAUUAUCGGUAGAAGACAUCGAUACUAGUCACACAGGUGAAGAGGAUCCUAUAAGCAAUCUUGAAUUGAUAGAUGAUCCUGAGUGUAGAGAAGUUGACAGUAGUAUGAUUUAGUUGAAAUUAGGCUUGAUAUACAGUACUGUAUUAAUUUUGUUGCAUUGACUUCAGCAUAAUCAGUACAUGCCAAAUUAACCUUUUUAUACAUUUUUUAACAUACUCUACUACUUAACCCUAUCUUUGAGUUAUAUGUUUUAACAAUUCAUUAAUUGAAAUUUAGAAUAUGGAAGUUAGAAUUAGCUAAUGUUCUUCAGGUACCUUCUAAUAUUUUGUUACAAUUGUUUGUGCAAUAUAUAUAUAUAUAUAUAUAUAUAAUAUAUAUAAUAUAUAUUAAUAUAUAUUAUAUUAUAUAUUAUAUUAUAUAUUGUAUAUAUAUAUUAUAUAAAAUACUGUAUAUAUUUUAAUGGUGAAGGAUCAGUCUUUCAACCUUCACAUUUUUCUCUGGAGAGGAAUAGGUUCAGUAGGCCUUGUAAGGAAAAUAGAAAUAAAUAUUUAACUACAGAAUAGUUUUGAGUUUGAUAUCGGCAUUGAAUAGAGGUAACACUAAAUGUUUACUCCUACAUGUAAUGGUUAACCACUUUGUACUGCUUUGCCACUGGAUGACAACAAAAUAGGAUGGUUGACUACUAUGGAAUCCAUGGAAAUUCCAUCUUAGAUAGCGUAAAACAGAAAGUGGCCCAUGACAAGUUUAAUAUUUUAGAUUUGUCAUAUUUUCAAGGUGGCUUCAGUUUGUCUUUGUGGUUACUAAGAAUUUCAUUAUAUAAUAUAUAUAUUAAAUUAUAUAUUAUAUACUUGCAUAUACAGGUAUACAAAUUUUAGGUAUUUACAGUAAUGUUUUGCUACUGUAGCUGCACAAUUAUAUAGUGUGGUUCAUGGCUCUUCUUCAGAAACUGCACUCCAUCGAUGUUCGUCUACAGUACUGUAUUUAACUCAAUUAUUCCAUGUUACCUUUAAUUUAUAUUUUACAUUUCCAUUAAAAUGGUCAUUUAAGAACAAAAUUAAUAUUAAUGUGUUAUCCUGAUUUGUUGUUUUUCAGUCAGAUGCUGAAUGUUGUUUCUUACAUUAGUGUUAAAAAAAUGAUUUUGGAUGCUCUUAAUGCAAUACCAAAAGGAAUUAUUUCCAUACUUUCCAGACCAGUAAUGUUCUUUGAAUUUUCAAUAUGGUGGAAAUUAAUACAGAUAUAUUGAUUAAACUAGGAAAAUAAAAAGUGAAUAUUUGUACUAAA